AUCUAAUUAUUAGGAACACGUGAACGGAGAUCCCGGGUGGUUGCUGAGGAAGUCUUCCGACGGGAAACAUGAAUUAUGCUCGUUUCCUCACAGCUGUCAGUGCAGCAAGGAAACCGUCGCCCAUCAGAAUGCUGACCGAGCUGCAGCAGCGCUCGCCCCCGUCGCUGAUUUCGCUGGCCGCAGGUGCGCCCAACCCCAACACGUUCCCCUUUGAGUCGGCCACCAUCAAGGUCAAGAACGGCCCGGACGUCUCCUUCGACCAGGUGUCCAUGAAAAGGGCUCUUCAGUACUCUGCCUCCAGCGGAAUCCCCGAGCUGCUGACGUGGAUGAAGAACCUGCAGAAGAGUCUCCACGACCCGCCGACGGCGUCCUACAGUCCCGAGCGGGGACAGAUGGACUUGUGUGUCACCACAGGGAGCCAGGAGGGACUCUGCAAGGUGUUCGAGAUGCUGGUCAAUCCAGGAGACGACGUCCUGCUGGACUCGCCCACCUACCCCGGAACACUGGCGGCGCUCCAGCCGUUGGGUUGCAACAUCAUCAACGUCCCCAGCGAUCAGCACGGCAUGAUACCGGCGGCCCUCAAGGAGGUCUUGUCCCACUGGGACCCGUCGGACGCUCGCAGGCCCAAGCUGCUCUACACCAUCCCCAACGGGGGGAACCCCACGGGGGCAUCCAUGACGGAGCAGAGGAAGAGGGAAGUCUACGAGCUGGCGAGCUUGUACGACAUGCUGAUCAUCGAGGACGACCCGUACUACUUCCUGCAGUUUGACAAGCCCCGGGCGCCGACCUUCCUCUCCAUGGACGUGGACGGCCGCAUCAUCAGAACCGACUCCUUUUCCAAGAUCCUGUCUUCGGGCUUGAGGAUGGGCUUUGUAACGGGUCCCAAGCCGCUGGUAGAGCGGGUGGUGCUGCACGUCCAGGCCUCCACCAUGCACACCAGCACCUUCACGCAGCUCAUGGUGUCGCAACUGUUGCACAGCUGGGGACAAGAUGGCUUCCUUCAGCACGUAGACGGGGUGAGUGAGUUCUACAGAAAACAGCGCGACGCCAUGAUUAGCUCCGCUCACAAGUGGCUCACAGGUUUGGCCAAAUGGCACAGUCCCUCGGCCGGGAUGUUUCUGUGGAUGGAGCUGAUGGGCGUCAGUGACACCAGGCAGCUUAUCAUGGAGAAGGCCUUGGAGAAAGAGGUGCUGCUGGUCCCAGGCGGCGUGUUCAUGAUCGACAGCGACGAGCCAUGUUCGCAUGUCAGGGCGGCGUAUUCGCUAUCCACGCCGGAACAGAUUGACCUGGCCUUUGGUCGUCUCGCCGCACUCAUCAAAGAGGCCUCGGGAUUUGAGAUGAACUGUCCGCAAAAAUAAUUUAAUUGCAAAUUUUUUCCCCUCAAUCUUGCAAUUGUCAAGAUCUUCUUUUUGUGUCUUUUUUUUUUUUUUUAAUAUACACAAGCAAUAUUUUUUUUUCUGUAUGAUACAAUCUCAGAUUGACAUAAAGUCCAGAGAAACAGA
Messenger RNA from Syngnathus acus (greater pipefish), 1502 nucleotides. RefSeq names its product aminoadipate aminotransferase (gene aadat). The record is from RefSeq and is a predicted model, not a curated record. Gene Ontology annotation, biological process: biosynthetic process. Gene Ontology annotation, molecular function: L-kynurenine:2-oxoglutarate transaminase activity; pyridoxal phosphate binding. The transcript is spliced from 12 exons. Bases 69 to 1358 code for a protein of 429 amino acids. NCBI's taxonomy places the organism in Eukaryota, Metazoa, Chordata, Actinopteri, Syngnathiformes, Syngnathidae.